AUGCGGCUAAGGUGCAGCCGUAGAUCUAAAGCGUCAAAACUAUUUUCGCUUCAUCUGAGCCAUUCGGAGUCCGUUUCUGAUGAUCCAAUAUUGCUUUCCAACUAUUUAGAAUAUUCCGGACACAUCUCCUCACAAGAUUUGUGGGAGUUAGUGAAUCAAGGAUAUGACGAGCCAGCUACUCUCGAAGAUGAAGGAAAUUUAAAUGAAGCUCAGAAGACGGCAUUAAAAGAUUCAAGGAAGAGAGAUAGAAAGACCUUGUAUCUACUCUAUCAAGGCAUUGAUGAGUCAAGUUUUGAGAAGAUUUCAGUAGUAGAAACCUCUAAAGAGGCAUGGAGUAUUCUUCGCAAUUCACACUGUGGAAUUGAGAAGACGAUCAGAGUUCAACUUCAGGUGUUACGUGCCGAAUUCGAGAUACUGCACAUGAAUGAGAAUGAGUCAAUUUCUGAGUACUUUAAUAGAACAUUGACCAUUGUUAAUCAGAUGAGAAGAUAUGGAGAGAAGAUGGAAUCUCUUCAAGUGAUAGAGAAGAUUCUACGAUCACGCAGUUCCAAGUUCGAGCACGUGGUUGUAGCAAUAGAAGAGUCCAAAGAUCUUAGUGCCAUGACCACCGAUGAGUUGAUGGGCACACUUGAGAUUCAUGAACAAAGGAUCAACAAGAAGACUCCCUCAAGUUCUCUAGAGCAAGCACUUUAA
Molecule: messenger RNA, 693 nt
Organism: Camellia sinensis
Lineage: Eukaryota; Viridiplantae; Streptophyta; Magnoliopsida; Ericales; Theaceae
Source: RefSeq, a predicted model, not a curated record